UCCCCCCUCCUCCCUCCAUCUCCUCUCUCUGCUCUCGUCAGGCGGCAGGAUGGACGUCGUAAAUCAGCUGGUGGCCCAGGGUCAGUUCAGGGUGCUGAAGGUUCCUCUGGGCUUCAUUAAGGCCUUACAAUGGUUCUUCGCCAUCUUUGCCUUCUCCACCUGUGGUAGUUAUUCUGGGAUGUUCAAGAUGGCGGUGGAUUGUAAGAACCGGACAUACAGCGACCUGAGAAUAGAGGUGGAGUUUGAGUAUCCGUUCAGACUCCACCAGGUGUAUUUUGACGCCCCCACCUGUAAGGACGCAGACAAAGAGCGUGUUUUCCUUGUUGGCGACUACUCCUCCUCGGCCGAGUUCUUUGUCACCAUCGGCGUCUUCGCCUUCCUCUACUCCACGGCGGCUCUCAGUAUCUACAUCUUCUUCUUCGACAAGUACAAGGAGAACAACAAGGGCCCACUGAUCGACCUGGGUGUGACCGCGGUGUUUGCCUUCAUGUGGCUGGUGAGUUCAGCGGCUUGGGCCAAAGGUCUGUCUGACGUGAAGACGGCGACUGACCCAGAUGAAGUGAUCACUAUGAUUGCCGCCUGCAAAUCUGAAGGGAACCAAUGUCGUGAAGUCCACGACCCGGUCAUGUCUGGACUCAACACCUCCGUGGCCUUCGGCUUCAUUAACCUAGUCCUGUGGGUGGGGAACCUCUGGUUCGUCUUUAAGGAGACGGGCAUCAUCGCUCCCUUCAUGCGAGCUCCGCCUCCUCAGGAGAAACCUGCUGCACCAGAUGCUUAUGGCCAGCAGGGGGCGUAUGAACAAGACCCGUAUGCCAGCAACCAGGGAGGCUACCAACCCGAGUACAGCCAGCAGGGAUACAACCAGGAUGCAGAGUACGGUCAGGGUUACGGCCAGCAGGGGGCGCCCACCUCCUUCUCCAAUCAGAUGUGAACUGACAGGAAGCAGAAAACAUCGGAGUGAACCAAGAGUGGGUCGCCUGCAACCUACCCACAAUGCAACACUCCUGUCUGCCUGUCUGCAGUUAAUGGGCGGGGGGUGGGGGGUGAGGGUUAGAUGUUAACUAUUAUGAAUUGAUGUGUAAAUGCUAAAAAAAGAGAGAUAUAAAUAACAAAUCUACAACUUGAACAAAGAACCAAAACAACAAGAACAACAACAGCAGCAGUGGCGGCGGCGGCGGUGCUGAUGAAACAAGUGACGAUGUUGAUCAGAGUUCUUCAUAUUAAUCUGUGGACAGAAUGUUUGUGUUGUAUAGAUAUCACUCUGAACAGAUAUAUUGGCUGAAAAUGUUCUUCAUGUUUCUGCCCCGCCCCCUCGUUGUAUGCCCCGCCCCCAGGAUCAACACAUCUGAUUCAUAGGAAGCCGUUCAGACUGGAUUCACACUCAGACCAAUCAGAACCAGAACCAGAUCAAACUGGAUCCAAACCAACUUUCCUGUGUCCGCCGACAUCACCUCCCAGCUGUUUGCUGUUUGUCUUGCUGCAUGUAAAUAUCAACACAGGAAGUGAUGUCACUCUGAGUGAACCCAGUCUGGACUCCAGCUUCAUGGACCAGACAGGCAUCCUGUCACUGCCGAGGCCACGCCCCCUUCUGAGGAAAAUAAAACCUGCUGUCACAUCAGGACAGAAACAGGAAGAUGAUCUGAAUUUAUAACUUCAACACUCACUGUCAGCGUGAAGAAAUGUCGGGGGUCAGAAGGUUGCAGACAAACAUUUAUUUUAAAAAAUUAAUGCACACAAAAUGAAAAUCCACAUAUGUCCAAUAUCACCGAUCUCUAUCUGGAGGAUCAUUUUCUAUCCAACAGAAGGGGGCGUGGCCUCGACAUUCAGAGUGGGUCUGGUCCAUAGAUGCAGAAACAUAGACGCCUUAAUGGCCACUACAUAGUACGUCAGUGGUGCCGCCAUAUUGGAGCGGUCAAGACUUCCUGUAAACAAAUUCAAGUAAACAGGAGCUGCAGUUUUUCUAUAACUGAAAUGAACCGAUGUUAUAUCCAUGGCUUUAUGAUCUACGUGUAGUGGAGAAAAAAAGUUUUGUCUCCAGUUAAUUAGAAUCUUGGGAGUUGGAUGACCUCACCAAUCAAAUGGCUGCAUGCUGCAUCUGCUUCGACCACCCCUGAUAGAAAUCUAUAUCCUGCCUUUAUGCUUUAACCCCAAGAAAAAGUAAAAUGGUGUAAAACUGGGUCAGAAUGAGCAGCAAGUCCAGAAACAAGAACAACUGCAGCAAAACUUGGCAGGAUGAAAUGGAGAAAGCAAGUUUUAGGCUAACAUCACAUCAUCAGCGAAAAAGCUAAUGCUAGCUCAACAGUUUAGCCUGGUCAAGACUUUGCAGAUGUAAUUCUGACAGACAUAAGACACUUCAGGAACAAGGAGAAAGAUGGCUGCCAGAGGACGCAGUUAAUUAAAAUCUUGAUAUUUGGUGUAUCAUCACUUCUGGACGCUCAGCAGAGGAGUGUGUGUUAGACUGACAUGAACUGAAUUAUAAACAUGGUGGAAAAUAAUUUAUUGUCAUGAGGAAUUGUAAAAUCUCAUGUCAAACAUGGAUUUGGAUUAUUUUCCUUGCUUAAAUACUUGUGGAGAUGCCUCCAUAUAUAAUUUAAUGUGGAAGUAGCCAACUUUUUAGUGCGCUAACUAGCUAACACUGUCUGUUUAUUAACUCCUUGACCAUAAAAUAAUACAGUAACUUUAAUAACUGCUCAUUUUAGAAAGGACACCACAAGAAAACAUGUUCUUUGUUUAUGUUGUAUAAUGUCUGGUUAUAUUGGCUCCUGUCUGCAUCCAGACACAGGAACGUGAGAAGCUUGCUAACAUAGUGCAUUAGCUAUGUUAGCGCGCUAGCUAUGUUAGCUAUAGCUGAUCACUGGCAGCCAGAAACAAACAUCUGUGAUCCAUCGUCCAGUUGAUAACCUAAAUAAAGAACAUGUUUUCAUGUGGUGUCCUUUCUAAAAUGAGCAGUGGUGAAAGUUACUUUAUUAUGUUGUGAUCAAGGAGUUGGUGAUAAGCAGACAGUGUUAGCUAGCUAGCUAGCAUGGCAGCUAGCUGAGAAGUUGUCUACUUCUACAUUAAAUUAUAUUAUAUGGAAAAGUCUCCAUAUGUACUAACCAAGGAAAAUAAACCAAAUUCAUGCUUGACAAAAGCAGGAUUUUAUAAUUCCUCACAACAAUGAAUUAUUUUCAGUGGCGUAAAGAAGUUCCAACCGGCCCAGUGCACGCCAUUGUGCAAGUAUUGUCUUGACAAAAAUAGAGACUCAACAUUGGGCAACAUAAACACACAUAUUACCCGGCAAUCACCACUGCAUAUCUGACAAAAAUAACAAAGAAAGUAAGAAAUUAAAACAAAAGGAAAGAGAGAACCAUGACAGAUGGUUUUGCCUUUUGAGGACAUUUAUAGCAAACAACACCAUUUUUAAAUGAAUAAUAUUGUGUUUGUUAUCAUUUAACUUUGAACACAGGUAUAUUUCCAAGGUAGUAAUCUGAAUCACUCACAAGGGCCCGCUCUCUCUACGGGCCCCUCCACCCCAGGGGCCCCAGUGCACUCACACUGCCUGCACUGUCUUUAUUUAUGCCCCUGAUUAUUUUACACCAUGUAAAUAAUUCAGUUCCUGUCAGUCUAACACUUUACUGAGCGUCCAGCAGUGAUUAGAGACUAAAUGUCCAGAUUCUUAUUAACUGGAGACAAAACCUUUCUUCUACUGCGCAUAAAUCAUAAACCAUCAAAUAUUAAAAACAAGUCAUUUCAGUUGGUUGAGAAAUAUAAACUGCUGAGGAGAGGACGGUCACGUGUGUGUUGUACGAGCUCAUUUAUCAUCGUCAUGGUGACAACGACAAACUGCAGCUCCUCUGUUUACUGUCUCUUGUUUAUUGUGCUCUCUCCAAUAUGGCGGUGCCGCUGACGUAUCACAGCAACAGGCUGACACAGUCAGUGCGGCGUCUACAUAUUUAUGUCUCUGGUCUGGUCUCUACGGUGACGGCUUCUGGUCAUUACAGUCUGUGUGUUUGAUUGACGGGCUCAGCUGUGUGUCACAUUCCUGCAGCUGCUCUCAGAUCAGAGACAAACGUCCGUCUGAAGAUUAUUUAUUAUAAUUAUUAAUAUUAUAAUUAGUUGUGGUAAUCUGAGCUGAAGCAGACGUCGCUCUCCGGCUGCUGUGUUUAUAAAGCAUGAAUGUGACCAUCUGGAGUCUUCGCCACAUCCAUUUUGUUGCUGGUUGCUUAGCAACUGUGUUCUCCUAAGUUCAGACAGAGUGGUGAAAUGCUGCAUCGAAGCUGUUGUGUUGUUUACGUGGAUUUUAAAAAGAAUCUGUGGUUAGCGUAGCAUGUUAGCUUCAGACAGAUUUAAUCACAUUUAGGAAAAAAUGAAUUAAACAAAAAUCUCCUGUAGUUUGUGUCAGUACUCGGAUACUUUACUGCAGUAAAAGUACUAAUACCAGUGUGUAGAAAUGAUCUGCUACAAGUAAAGUCCUGCAUUGAAAAUCUUAAGUACAGAAGUAUCAGCAUCAAAAUAUAAAGUACCAAAAGAAAAAGUACUCUGCAGAAUAAUAAUAUAUUAUUGUACUAAAAUUAUUGAUGCAUUAAUGCACUGAUCAGUUUGCAGCUGACUUACUAUACUGCGGGGUAGUUUUAUCUUUAAUAAUACUUCAUCGAUUAUUGAUAUAUUUUGUAUCAAUAAUCUUAAUCAGAGUGCAGUUAGCUCAGGACGGUACUGCAGUGAAGCAGUUGAGUAAAUUCUUGUGUUUGAGUUUUAAUCUUCAGACAGACGUUUGUGUUUAUUUGUCUUCUCCUCGGCUCUCAGCCAAUCAGCAGCAGCCGUGAGUCUUUCUGGAAAAAAAAACAAACCUUGAUGCUUCUUUGUUUUUUGUUUUUUUGUUUGUUUUGUUUUUUUUAAAGUGAAGCCGUUUAUAGCGUCGGUAUCUUCCUCCGCAUGGUGACGUGUUUCCUGCUCGUGUUGUGCAGUAACUGAUGAUCAGUGUGAUUCUACUUCCUGCUCUCUUGUACAGGUGUGCAUGUGUGCGUGUGUGUGUGCGCGCGUGUGUAUGUGUGUGUAUGUGUGUCAUUACCUGUCCAUUCUUCAUCUUUAUUUUUUCUCCUCCAUCUUUUCUUUAUUCUUUCACUUUUCUUUCUUGACCUCCUGCCCUCUAUUUCUUUUCUUUCCUCUCCUUUUUCUCCUCCUCCUCUCCUUUCAUCCCCCCCCCCCGUCGUUCUUCUUCGUGACUCUCCCCUCUGCCUCUGUGAUGUAACUUCCUGUGUGAUGACUAUCUAUUCAGCAUCAGUAACCAUGGCGACAGUGUUGACAGUGACGAUGAUGAUGUGUGUGUGACUUGUUGCUAUGGAGACGCCCCUCCCCCCUGCUGUGUUUAUUCAAUGGAAAGUUUCAAUAAACUACAAACUCGUCCGAG
Epinephelus lanceolatus (giant grouper) is the source of this 5386-nucleotide messenger RNA. Its product is annotated as synaptophysin-like. Gene Ontology annotation, cellular component: presynaptic active zone; synaptic vesicle membrane; synaptic vesicle. Lineage: Eukaryota; Metazoa; Chordata; Actinopteri; Perciformes; Serranidae. The record is from RefSeq and is a predicted model, not a curated record.